AUGGAUUUCCAACAACGAUUAUGUAAUAUGUCAGAUGAACAAUAUGAAAGUUUAUCAAAUAUACUUAUCAAUUCAAUAUCGGAUAAUGAACUUAUUCAAACAGUAAGAUGUUUUUCUUUUCUAUUUUAUUCAAAAUUUAUCCAUCAAAAUAAAAAAGUUCUUUAGUUACGAUACGAACAUAAAUGUUAUUUCAAUUAGAUCAUUAUCUUGAUAAAGUAAAAGAAAAAACGAUGGAAAAACUUUUGUGAAAAUGUAUUUUGCAAUUUUUAGCCUGAGAAAUAUACGUGGUUUGAACAAGAUUGAAAACAUUUAUAUGAUCUUGACAAACUUCGAAGAACAAAUUCUUCUUAUCAUAAUGAAACAUCUACACCAUGAGCCGAACCUUUAUUUACCAAUGCGGGAAAUAUACUUCAAUUCUUUUUAAAAAAUCUGAGAAUAAUAUUCUUAUUAAACGUGUCAUUAACAAUUUUAGGAAGAGAAGAUAUUUUCUUACUUGUGAUAAUUCUUCAGUUUUGACGUCCCUUCUAUUUCAAUCUUUCAAACGAAUCUUUCCUCGUAGGAAUAAAAUCACCCUCAACAAUCACUAUCUGCUGUCCUUACCCGUUUGCUUUCGGCGUUUUUCUAGCUGAAAAGAGUAGUAACAGUGCUCGUACUACCUCCAAUAAGCUUGAAAAAACCUGUUUUUGAUUAUAACUUGUACGAGCAACAAAAUGAGACGAAUUACUUUAUUUAAUAAUAUACCGAUUUCGCUCUCUGUUGCUAAUUUUUCUAUGAAAAACAUCGAAGUUUACUUCGUACUGUUUAGUUCUGGUAAAUUCAUACAUAACAUCGUGUAUUACACAUAGGCACAAAUAAAAGAAGACGACAGAGCCAUUUAAGAUAGUACAUGAGGAAGGAAACACUGCAAAAAAACGUCGUCAUUUAACAUGUCAAGUAAAAAAAGCUGUGUCGCGCAAUCCUUAGAGGAUUAAAAUGUGAAAUACGAUAGAGCUUAUGAUAUUAUAAAUCAAAGAUUUGAGCAGCAUAUGUGUCAGUUUUUCAAUUCCUGUAGAUUGUUACAGUGAGUGUGGACAGAGAACGAAUGUCAAAUAUCCGAAAUAAUUUUGUAAUCAACUUCAGUAUCGUGGCUAUGUCUGUGACGGUUUGGAAGUUUCCAAAUUUGUAUCCUUCUACAUCAACAUUCCUUUGAGAUCGUGUUUCACAAAAAACGGGCAAAAGAAUUGUGGAAGGUAUUUUUUAUUCGAUCUUCUAAUCGACAUAUUCGAUAAGAAGGAUGGGAAGCCAGGAACUUGCUUUUUCGAAUUUUGUUUUGCAAGACUUUCUCUUAGGCUUUCAUCCCUCGCGCAAAAAAUAAACGAAAAUCAUGCUCAUGAACUUAUCUUUAAAAAAACAUGUAACACAUUCCAUUAAAUUCGAGGAAAAUAAUAGUCCAAAAUAAUGAAUAUUCACCUUUCUAAAUAAUCUUUUUUUUUCAAUCUUUAUAGAAAUCAGUUGCAAUGAAUAAAAUAAAAAACGGAUUUUUUUCCUUAUGGCUUCGAAUUCAACAAGCUAUUUGUGGUGUUAAACCAAAAACAAAUGGGAAUUCCAAUGGAAAAAACCCAUAAUGAUCAAUUAUCUGAUCUUGCUUUGUUUUUUUAAGAAAUUUAUUUCUUCAUCUAAAUUUAUUUCAAUUAGGAAUAUCAGAUAAUCAACAACAACAAUUAACUCUUUUAUUUGAUGUUCUCGUGGCAAAUUCAAUUCAAUUAGAUUUUUCGAAUUGAACAGUAAUCGAUGGUGUUAUAUGAACAUUUGUAUUACUUGAUACAAUAACAAAAUAUGCUUAUCAAUGGGACAAUCUAUCACAUGUUCUUAAGACAUAUUUUCUUGCUAAUGGUGCACCAAGAAAACGUUGAUUCUCUUCGACGAGUAAAUACGAACAAGAAAAAAUACACACAAAUUUUCUUUCUUUUAAUGUAUAAGAAAUGUUUAAUUUAGAUGAAAAAAUUUCUUCAAGACUUUCCUUCGUUUAUUACAUUUAUCAUCAAUGAAUAAAAUAGUUAAUAUACUUUUAAAUUUCUCUCAUCCAUCGAUUGAUAAUUAAUAACAACAAUUGAUAAAGCUGCGCGUAGUUGGAUAAGUCUUAUAUCACAAAGAAAUUUAAAUGUAUUUAAACGAUUUCCUAAUGAAAAUAAUUUACUAGAAGAUUUUCUUCGUCGAGCAUAUCGUCAUAAUUAAUGUAGUUUUUAUUAAUAUUUAUUUGAAAUGAUACGAAAUUCUCUCUGAAUACAAUUUAGAAAAUUCAUGAAAAUCCUUCAUUAACACCAUCAACAAAACGUCUUAGAGAUCGAUUUUGGGUAUCAUCACCACCGUAACAAUGGAUUUAUUUAUUAUGAUUUUGGAUUUAGUCUUCUACUCCACCUCAGCGCCCACCA
This is a messenger RNA of Rotaria sp. Silwood2, 2411 nucleotides long. Lineage: Eukaryota; Metazoa; Rotifera; Eurotatoria; Philodinida; Philodinidae. The record is from the annotation of a GenBank genome assembly.